Molecule: messenger RNA, 387 nt
Organism: Auanema sp. JU1783
Lineage: Eukaryota; Metazoa; Nematoda; Chromadorea; Rhabditida; Rhabditidae
Source: the annotation of a GenBank genome assembly
AUGGCCGAUGAUGGACUUAAUCCGAAGGCCUAUCCAUUGGCCGAUGUUCAACUUUCUCAAAGAUUACUUGAUCUCGUCCAACAAGCUAUGAACUACAAACAGUUGAAGAAGGGAGCUAACGAAGCUACCAAGACUCUCAACAGAGGAAUUUCCGAGGUCAUUAUCAUGGCUGCUGAUGCCGAACCAUUAGAGAUUAUCCUCCAUUUGCCACUUCUCUGCGAAGACAAGAACGUUCCAUACGUCUUUGUCCGUAGUAAGGCUGCUCUUGGACGUGCCUGCGGAGUUACUCGCCCUGUUAUUGCUGCUUCCAUUACUCAAAACGAAGGUUCUCAACUGAAAUCUCAAAUCAACAAGAUUAAGGAAGAUGUUGAAAAAUUGCUCAUCUAA